AUGAAUAAGGAGUACAUGUCAUCGCAGAAUCAAGGCUCACCGCUGGGGGCGAAGACCGCGGUUGAUAGUGCUCCCCGUCGCCGGCGAUGGGCACCGAAGGUCCGAACAGGAUGUCUGACUUGCAAGAUCCGCCGAGUCAAAUGCGACGAGGCUAGACCGAGCUGCGGAAAGUGCCUGUCAACUGGACGCAAAUGCGAUGGCUAUGAGGACGAGGAGAAAGAACUUGACCUUGUUGACAGCACGAAUGCAAAAGCGGCCAACGGUCGUAGUAAAGGCCAUCAUCCAUAUAACGCAGUCAUCACACAACCGCGGCAACAAAAGGACACCAGCUCAACAAGGCUUUCGUCCUCGCCAUACUGCGUAUCAUGGAUACCGUUUUACGGUGGUGAGCUGGAGAAGAAAAACUUCGACUUCUUCCAGUCCGUAACGUCCUCCAGCCUAGCUGGUUUCCAUGGCAGCGAAUUCUGGGCCCGAGACACCCUGCAAGUUGCGCACCAGUAUCCCGCGUUAUUUCAUGCUAUCACUGCUUUUGGCAACAUACAUCACUGUUAUCUAAGCGAUGUUACACCAUGCGACAUCCCGCGCGCAACUGCCGAUAGCAGUGGCAUAGAGUUUGGUCUUCGAGAAUUCAACAAGGCCAUCAAGUGGAUGUAUAAGCUGAUUGCGCAGGAACAGAUUACUUUCCGAGACCAGCAGGCUAUUUUGACGACGUGCAUCCUGUUUACUUGCCUCAUCUUUGUUCGAGGCAUAUUUUGA
This is a messenger RNA of Talaromyces atroroseus, 756 nucleotides long. RefSeq lists its product as hypothetical. Gene Ontology annotation, biological process: regulation of DNA-templated transcription. NCBI's taxonomy places the organism in Eukaryota, Fungi, Ascomycota, Eurotiomycetes, Eurotiales, Trichocomaceae. Gene Ontology annotation, molecular function: DNA-binding transcription factor activity, RNA polymerase II-specific; zinc ion binding. The coding region runs from base 1 to 756 and encodes 251 amino acids. The transcript has 4 exons. The record is from RefSeq and is a predicted model, not a curated record.